Molecule: messenger RNA, 1002 nt
Organism: Acanthosepion pharaonis
Lineage: Eukaryota; Metazoa; Mollusca; Cephalopoda; Sepiida; Sepiidae
Source: the annotation of a GenBank genome assembly
AUGCAUGGGGGCCUUUCCACGCAACCCACAACACCGAGGAUAAUUGCCCAGUCAGUCUCAGAUCGUUACUCAUUCGGCACAACCACUGUACUGAUCCACUUACUCCCUUGGGCUCGGGCUGCACCGCACCCCCAACCCUUAAGAUAUUCCUCCUUCCUGUUUGCUUUCACCUCUUUCUUCUCGGAAAGAUGUAGACAUUACCUUUCGUUUCUCUUCUCAGCUUACCCUCUCUCGGGAAGAUGCAGUGAAUAUGCUUUUCCUUUCUUUUCUUUGCCAUCGUUCCGGAUUUGUCGAUUGAGCAUAUCCCAUCAUUUCCGUUCAGCAACCCAGUCUUUUUCAAGUCGACCGAGCCCAGCAGCUGACAGGACCCAGCAUCAGCAGAAGCAGUUGUUCAAACAGUCCUUUUCAAGGCUAACUUCUGAAAGUCAUUUGAUCACCACUCUUCGAGGCUCCACUCACUUCACUCUCUGCUACUGCCUUCCCUCUGAGACGCCAGCUCACUCCUGCAGCUUUCAGCUCACUCCUGCAGCUUUCAGCUCACUCCUGCAGCUCAUUACAGUCUCCAGUUCACUCCUGCAGCUUCCCGCAGUUUCCAGCUCACCCCUGCAGCUUCCAGCAAUCUCCAGUUCACUCCUGCAGCGCUUCACUGACGUCCAGCGACCAGUUCCAACCUCCGGAUACCGUUCCCGAACAAACGACUUCUGUCGUCUUUCCACCCACUGUUCGCAAAUAAAGACACGAUUUCUAUCUUCUACAACGGACCAUCUGCGUUUGUCAUCCUUCUUUGCUAUUGCCAUCUCCUUGCCUUUGUGUCCUCUUUUUAGUUGUACGGUCGAUUGGCACUCACACCUCUCGGCCCGCUGCAACAAGCGCUCUGUUUGUAAUUAUAAACUUCUAUAUUCAUCUAGUCACACUAAUAAAUACAUUAUAAAGAUUACAGUGUUGAUUACACACAUAUUUAUUCUAUGUAACAUUUGUUUUUGUUGCUCCUUUUCAUCUUAA